Molecule: messenger RNA, 1679 nt
Organism: Halteromyces radiatus
Lineage: Eukaryota; Fungi; Mucoromycota; Mucoromycetes; Mucorales; Cunninghamellaceae
Exons: 1
Coding region: 212-1534 (440 amino acids)
Source: RefSeq, a predicted model, not a curated record
CUUUCUUUCUCCUUGUCUGUGUGUGUGUGUGUCUUUCUACCCUUCCCCUCUUUUUUUCUAUCAUAUUUCAAUAUUCUCCGUUUAUAUCUUCUUCUUUUUUUUUCUUCUUCCUUCUUUUCUUUUUUUUUUCCCUCCUUCUUUUGUUGUUGAUUGUUAUCGUUCAUUGUUUGUUUUGUGUGUGUUUCUUGAAACAUUACAUUACAAACAACAAAUGGCAAACACUUUACAAAGCCUUCCUUUUGAUAGUCCAUCAUCAUCUACAAAAUCGAAUGAACCUUUUUUUUCAAAGCUCAAAUGUGGUUUAGUCAAGUUUAUCAACAGACGCAAGCACUCGUCAAUAGUAGACACUUUUCGUCCAAACAAUAAAUGUCAUUACAAGACUACAAGACAAGACAGUAAUCUUACUGAUCAAGAUGACCAAAAUGAUACUGACGAUGAUACCACUGGUCACGAAGAUACCGAUGAUGACGACAAUGACAACAUUCAAAAUAAACUUCGAUAUAGUGUUUAUUCCAAAGAUGAUUCUUUUGAAAGGAAUCAAUAUAUGAAAGCCACUGGUCAACAUCAUCGACGUCCAUCUACAGUCUCUAUACAAUCACCGCCUAGUAUUCUUGUUAAACGAUCACCUACACCAUCAUCUCAUCAUCGACAUACCAGUAGUUUACAAAAUUCAUCCAUCAUCUCUACUCCAGGUUCCAACUCAAAUAGACCAGCCCAUUACCACCAUUCUCGUCAUUAUUCACAUAUAUCAUGUAUAUCGGCUUCGAAUAUGACUGUGAACUCCGAGGAUUUAACUGCCAAGGAAUUUGCAGAUAUGGCUGGUAUCAAGAUUCUCUCGGAUGAUGAAUUGGAUCAAGAUGACCCUGCAGCUACCUCAACUACCGGAACAGCUAUUACUGGACGCAGCCGCCACACUUCUACAUAUCGCCCUAUUUCUUCUGCAUCAUCUAUAGUCACCACUGGUUAUAAUCAUCAACACCGGCCUUCUUAUUCUUCAUAUCAUGCUGGGGAUGAAACGGAUUGGUCAGUACUUAGUUCUGGAUCAAUUCAUAGUCAACAAAGUGGAUCAGCAAAAAUUUGGGAUACUGGAUUUUGGAGAAGACCUAGUAUGGAUGAUGGGACCAAUAUAACAACAACAACAAAACAAAAAGUAGCAAUAAAAACCAAUCAGCAUCAAUUACCACCAUUACCUACAGGAACGACAGCACCGACUUUACGGAAACAUCGAUCAGCUUUAUUACAACAUCGUCAAACUCUCUCUUUACCACCUCCUAUUCCGCCAAACAUAGCAUGUAAAGUUCAGGUGCAUCACGCCAAAAGCAAAAGUACAUGUGAUCUACCCAUCGUACGUGAACUACGACGAAUGCAUUCAAUACCAAAUAACAACGGUGAAUCUCUCUCUUCCAACAAUAAUGAUCAUCCUAUUAUUAGAAAGGGUCGUUUUGAAAUUCAAUUGGAAUCAAAUUGUGUUUCAUCACAACAACAUUCGACUGUCGUAUUGGAUACCAACAGAAACAUCGAUAUCACAUCAUAGUUUUUAGUAUUGAUACCCCCCUCUCACUUAUUAUCAAUAGUUAUUCUAUUUACUCCUUCCAUUUAUUCUUUGUCUAUAUAUCCUCCUUCCUACCUCCUUUCUCUCUAUUUUACCCUUUUUUGUAUAUUUCCAUUCAAUAAAAAUG